AUGUGGGGAGUAUUCAGGAGACAGACAACUCACUCGUCAAAUCCUCCCCUUCCCGGCCAACAAAGCUGCUGCAACCACAGGGGCUUCGUCUGUUGAGGCGCCAUGUCAGAACAGGCGGGCAGUGUCCGUCCAAACCCAUGCGGCAGCAAGGCCUGCUGCCGCCUCUUCGGCCCAGUGGACAGCGAGCAGCUGAGCCGCGACUGUGAUGCGCUAAUGGCGGGCUGUAUCCAGGAGGCCCGUGAGCGAUGGAACUUCGACUUUGUCACCGAGACACCACUGGAGGGUGACUUCGCCUGGGAGCGUGUGCGGGGCCUUGGCCUGCCCAAGCUCUACCUUCCCACAGGGCCCCGGCGGGGCCGGGAUGAGUUGGGAGGAGGCAGGCGGCCUGGCACCUCGCCUGCUCUGCCGCAGGGCAUGGCAGAGGAAGACCAUGUGGACCUGUCGCUAUCUUGUACCCUUGUGCCUCGCUCAGGGGAGCAGCCUGAAGAGUCCCCAGGUGGACCUGGAGACUCUCAGGGUCGAAAACGGCGGCAGACCAGUAUGACAGAUUUCUACCACUCCAAACGCCGGCUGAUCUUCUCCAAGAGGAAGCCCUAAUCAGCCCACAGGAGGCCUGCAGUCCUGGAAGCGCGAGGACCUCAAAGGCCCUCUCUACAUCUUCUGCCUUAGUCUUUAAGUUUGUGUGUCUUAAUUAUUAUUUGUGUUUUAAUUUAAACACCUCCUCAUGUACAUACCCUGGCUGCCCCCUGCCCCCCAGCCUCUGGCCUUAGAAUUAUUUAAACAAAAACUAAGCAGUUGAAUGAGAGGUUCCUAAGAGUGCUGGGCAUUUUUAUUUUAUGAAAUACUAUUUAAAGCCUCCUCAUCCCAUGUUCUCUGUUUCCUGUCUCCUGGAGGUCGGGUGGGCCGGCUUCAUGCCAGCUACUUCCUCCUCCCCACUCGUCCGCUGGGUGGUACCCUCUGGAGGGGUGUGGCUCCCUCCUCUCGUCACAGGGGGUUAUGAAAUUCACCCCCUUUCCUGGACACUCAGAACUGAAUUCUUUUUAAUUUGAGAAGUAAACAGAUGGCACUUUGAAGGGGCCUCACUGAGUGGGGGCAUCAUCAAAAACUUUGGAGUCCCCUCACCUCCUCUAAGGUUGGGCAGGGUGACCCUCAAGUGAGCACAGCCUAGGGCUGAGCUGGGGACUUGGUACCCUCCUGGCUCUUGAUACCCCCCUCUGUCUUUUGAAGGCAAGGGGAAGGUGGGGUCCUGGAGCAGACCACCUCGCCUGCCCUCAUGGCCCCUCUGACCUGCACUUGGGAGCCCGUCUCAGUGUUGGACCUUUUCCCUCUUUGGCUCCCCCUGUAACUUUUGAGGAGCCCCAGCUACCCUUCUUCUCCAGCUGGACUCUGCAGUUCCCCUCUGCUGCUCUCCCUCCCUCUUGUCCUUUUCCUCCAGUACCCUCUCAGCUCCAGGUGGUUCUGAGGUGCCCGUCCCACUCCCAUCCCCAGCUCAAUGGACUGGAAGGGGAAGGGACACACAAGAAGGGCGCCCUAGUUCUACCUCAGGCAGCUCAAGCAGCGACUCCCCCUCCUCUUUUAGCUCUGGGAUGAGGGUCCUGUGUGGUGGCACAGGCCCCCUUGAGUGGGGUUAUCUCUGUGUUAGGGGUGUAUGCCAUCAUACACCCCAUGGGAGUAGAUCGUUCUAGGAGGGAGACACUGGCCCCUCAAAUCAUCCAGCGACCUUCCUCAUCCACCCCAUCCCUCCCCAGUUCAUUGCACUUUGAUUAGCAGCUGAACAAGGAGUCAGACAUUUUAAGAUGGUGGCAGUAGAGGCUGUAGACAGGGCAUGUCACGUGGGCUCCUAUGGGGCUGGGAGUGGUUGUCUUUCCUGGCACUAACGUUGAGUCCCUGGAGGCACUGAAGUGCUUAGUGCACUUGGGGUGUUGGGGUCUGACCCCAAACACCUUCCAGCUCCUGUAACAUACUGGCCUGGACUGUUUUCUCUCAAUUCCCCAUGUGUCCUGGUUCCCCUGUCUCUCCACCUAGACUGUAAACCUCUCAAGGGCAGGGACCACACCCUGUACUGUUCUGUGUCUUUCACAGCUCCCCACAGUGCUGAAUAUACAGCAGGUGCUCAAUAAAUGAUUCUUAGUGACUUUACUUGUAA
Mandrillus leucophaeus (drill) is the source of this 2146-nucleotide messenger RNA. It is a transcript of the gene CDKN1A, whose product is annotated as cyclin-dependent kinase inhibitor 1A (p21, Cip1). The transcript has 3 exons. The record is from RefSeq and is a predicted model, not a curated record. Gene Ontology annotation, cellular component: nucleus. Gene Ontology annotation, biological process: regulation of mitotic cell cycle; signal transduction by p53 class mediator. Lineage: Eukaryota; Metazoa; Chordata; Mammalia; Primates; Cercopithecidae. Gene Ontology annotation, molecular function: cyclin-dependent protein serine/threonine kinase inhibitor activity.